This is a messenger RNA of Macrobrachium nipponense, 882 nucleotides long. RefSeq names its product pupal cuticle protein 36a-like. NCBI's taxonomy places the organism in Eukaryota, Metazoa, Arthropoda, Malacostraca, Decapoda, Palaemonidae. The record is from RefSeq and is a predicted model, not a curated record. Bases 1 to 480 code for a protein of 159 amino acids. The transcript has 4 exons.
AUGAAUAAUGGUUCCUGGAUCCGUUAUGAUAAGGCCGGAUUCGACGUCGUGUGUCCGGACUGUACCACCGCCCCAUGCCCUAUCUUCGUAGCAGCCGAUGGUAUCAUUCAGUUCCGAGUCUUCCUCUCCUUCGUCUCUUCUCUUCAGCCUCUUGGAUUACCUCUCAAUAUGAGCUGGAAAAUCGCCUUCCUGUUCCUCGUGGCCGUUAUGGCAGCCGUAACCGUCGCAGCUCCAGCACCCUUAGCCCUUGCUCAACCGAAGGGCGGCUUCGGACACGGAUUCCAGUUUUCACGAUUCGGACACGGCUUCGGCGGACACGGCUUCGGCCAUGGAUUUGGCCAUGGAUUUGGACACCGCGGUUUCGGACACGGUUUCGGCCAUGGAUUCGGUCGCGGAUUCGGACACGGAUUCGGACACGGUGGAUUCGGCGGUUUCGGACACGGCGGUUUCGGUGGUUUCGGCGGUGGAUACGGAUGGUGAGGAAAACCAGCUCUUUCGUCUCGAAGUUCCCCUACAUUUCUUUCCUUUCUUACUUCAAAGUCCUAUCAGCGAUGCCAGCCUCAGUCGGCUCUAAUGAAUAAAUAUAUAUAUAUAUAUAUAUAUAUAUAUAUAUAUAUAUAUAUAUAUAUAUAUAUAUAUCCUAUAGUUUAUAGCUUUGAAUAUACUAAGUGUACAAACGAUUCUGAGUCAAAUAUAUUUUUGAAGAGUUAUAUCAUUUCGAUGUUCUAUUUGUUGUGAGGGCAGAAUGUUUUUAUUGUGAAGUUCAUUGUCAUGUUUAUGUCUCGCAUUUCUUGUGCAUCUGGUGGAUACAUAAGAGAUAAAUAUGGAACACAUAUUGGUUGUUUACGAGUGUUUGUGCGUACAAUAAAUGUCCUAAAGAUA